Messenger RNA from Amblyraja radiata (thorny skate), 1352 nucleotides. It is a transcript of the gene gpr151, whose product is annotated as G protein-coupled receptor 151. The coding region runs from base 78 to 1352 and encodes 424 amino acids. Gene Ontology annotation, molecular function: G protein-coupled receptor activity. The transcript has a single exon. Gene Ontology annotation, biological process: G protein-coupled receptor signaling pathway. The record is from RefSeq and is a predicted model, not a curated record. Lineage: Eukaryota; Metazoa; Chordata; Chondrichthyes; Rajiformes; Rajidae. Gene Ontology annotation, cellular component: plasma membrane.
UUACCGAGGAACUCCGGAGAGAAGUCAUACGUCAAAAGAGAGGGGAAAAAACAGCCGUGCGGUCCAGUGUAAUCCCAAUGGAGAAAUUUCCAGUUCAAAUGAUCAAUCUCAACACUCCCAAUGGUAGCAAUGAUGUCGCCCUAUUGGACGGAGGAUAUCAAAAUACCGAGCCCAAACAGCUGAACAUUGCGACCCCGUUGGUUUUAGCCUUCAUCUGUGUGGUCGGUUUUGCUGGAAAUGUCCUGGUUAUUGCAGUUUUGAUCAACAAAACAAGGAAGGGUCGAACUUCGAUGAUAAAUUCGUUGAUACUCAACUUGAGCGCGGCUGACCUCCUGAUUAUGGCGUUUUGUGUCCCCUUCAGGGCCGUGGCUUACUCCAGGCCGGUCUGGACUCUCGGCUGGUUUACAUGCAACACGGUGGAUUGGUUCUUGCAGAGCUGCAUGGCCGCCAAAAGUUUCACCUUAGCCACGCUGGCCAAAGCUUGUUUCAUGUACGUUUCACACCCGUCCAAGCAAGUCCAAAUCAGGCAUCAGAAAGUCGCCGUGCUCAUUGUGUGUAUCUGGGCGCUGGCGUUCAUCCUCUCCGCGCCUCACUGGAUCACCGCGAGUGUCAGCAGUGAAUCGAAGAAGCCGAUGUGUGUUCUUGACUGGCCGCAACGCGCAUCCAAAUUUCUGGCGGUAUUUGCAAAGUUGUACCCCGCGUUGGUUUACUGCCUUCCUGUGAUCUGUACUUUCGCUUAUCACUGGAAGGCUUUCUGGAGAUGCAAGCGCAGAGGAGCUAAAAACCAGAACCUGCGGAAUCAGAUUAGAGGGAAGCGACUGAACGACAUGCUUUUCGGAGUCAGCCUGGCCUUCGCCACCAUGUGCGCUCCAGAAUGGGUGGUGUGGCUGUGGAUUCGCCACAUCCACAAGGACGACCCUUCGCCACCUGCAGCUUUCGUCCUGUUCUCUCAAGUCCUAGUGUUCAGCAUCUCUUCGGUUAAUCCGCUCAUCUUCGUGGUGAGGUCUGAAGAGUUUAAAGAAGGGUUCAUGGGCGUUUGGAAAAGGCUGAUCUCCAGUAAGCCGCGUACAUCUCCCAGUCUCUCGGGUGCACAGCCCGAGCCGCCCAGAUCAGAGAGUCUCCCGACCAACCAGUAUCAGCAAGAGAAAGCGGUCCAAGUCCCAGACAGCGAUAUCGCCCAAGAAAACGCGGAGAGCCCCACAAAUAAAACGGACAACAUCGUCCUGUCCGAUAUGGAACAAUUUUGGGAGGAGAGACACAAGGCGGUCGCUAGUGUCGAAGAAGACCCGAUUCCCUGGGAACAUCAGAGUGGAUCAGAUGCACCGUGCCCCGACACCGGCAACAAGAUGUGA